Styela clava is the source of this 4296-nucleotide messenger RNA. RefSeq names its product superkiller complex protein 2-like. NCBI's taxonomy places the organism in Eukaryota, Metazoa, Chordata, Ascidiacea, Stolidobranchia, Styelidae. Gene Ontology annotation, cellular component: Ski complex. Gene Ontology annotation, molecular function: RNA binding; RNA helicase activity; ATP binding. The record is from RefSeq and is a predicted model, not a curated record. Gene Ontology annotation, biological process: nuclear-transcribed mRNA catabolic process, 3'-5' exonucleolytic nonsense-mediated decay.
AAACUUCCAAUAGGCCAUUUAGCAAGUUCGACGGAAGUCGUGGAAUCUCCGUUCAAUUCAAUUUCUGUGUGUUUGAUUAUGGUUACAUAACGUUUAAACAUGCAGAUAGAAGGGAAGGAAAAUGAUACACCACUAAAUUCAGGAAUAAUUACGCUUUUCUGUCACAACAAAGAUGUUUUUUUUGUAACCAUUUUAUUGGCGUUGUAUCCGCAAUUUGCAAAAUGGCUGAGGCCGGCUCUUGGUGGGCGGGGUGUGGGAUGUGGUCGGCACGCAUCAAGCGUUGAAUUAGUUUGGUGAAAGGAUUUAACUAUGGAUUGAAUGUGGACAAAUAUUACAACUCUUUAAUUGUUGAAGAGUUGGAUGCUGCUUUCAGUGUAUGAUUUGAGAUGGAAAUGGACAAAAAUACUUUGGAAUACAAGUUUGCAAUUCUUGAAACUCCCAAUUCUGGACAGGUCACUUUUAUCAAGGAUGAACAUUCCAAUGAAAUCUUUCAUCCAACUACUUUGUUUCCUGCUGGUCUUCCACCUGUUUAUCCUUCCUUGUUGGAUGAAGUUCAAGCAAGGUUUCUUGAAGAUCCAGAGAGGCUCGACAUUCAUGAUUUUAGAAAAACACAAAGAAUCUGGGAUCCAGACGUUGAUAUUGAGUCACUCUACAGUAUGAAUGUAUGUCCUGUCAAUACAUCACUUCAGGUUGAAAGAAAUCCAACUUCUGGAGAAUUGCUUGGUUAUUUCGAAGAAAGAAUUGAUGCAUUAGAAAAUUCUGCAAACAUGACAUCAAAAAAUUCAUGGUCAAUGCUUAGGGCACCUGGACCUCCUUCGGAAGCUACAAGGGGUAGUUCAACGAAUUAUCCUUUUUGGCCAGGUGGAAUGGAAGAAGCCCUGUCAACGAUGAUGAGAGAGGGUCCUUCUGAAGUAGACUUCGAAGAAGACUUCUUGACUUGUCCACCAGGAUUUGAAAGUGGAGUAGAUUUCGGAAAACAUGGAGGUUCAACAACAGAUUCACAAACUUUGAAUAUUACUGAUCUGAUACAAGAUGUAGAUAAUCAUGGCUGGAUAUUGGAUGAUGUUGACACCAAUAACGAAAAAAUUGAAGAAAAACAAAAAGAUGAAAUUACCCUUGUGCGCAGUAAUUCUCUGGAAGAUAUAUUAAAAAAAGAUUCAAACGAUGAAAAUAAAAAGUUGGUUAGUCAUGAGGAAUCUACAGAAAAUACUUUGGCAAUGAUUUCUCCAGUUGAGGAAUGGGCUGUCAAUGUUGAUAUCAGUAAACCAGUCUCAGAAUGGUCUAAGAUUGCUUCAAACAUGGCUCACAAGUAUCCAUUUGAAUUAGACACAUUUCAGAAACAAGCUAUUGUUUACUUGGAAAAUCAUCAAAGUGUAUUUGUUGCUGCUCAUACAUCUGCUGGAAAAACUGUUGUUGCAGAAUACGCUAUUGCUCUUGCUAAGAAGCAUAUGACUAGAGUGGUCUAUACCUCUCCAAUAAAAGCUCUUUCUAAUCAGAAAUACAGAGAUUUCAAAACUACAUUUGACAAUGUAGGAUUGCUGACUGGUGAUGUACAACUUCAUCCAGAAGGAUUUUGUUUAAUUAUGACAACUGAGAUAUUGAGGUCUAUGUUGUACAACGGUUCUGAAGUUAUCAGAGACUUGGAAUGGGUUAUAUUUGAUGAAGUUCACUACAUUAAUGAUGCAGAGAGGGGUGUGGUUUGGGAAGAAGUUCUGAUUAUGCUGCCUGAACAUUGCAAUGUGAUUCUACUGAGUGCAACUGUGCCAAACACUUUGGAAUUUGCCAACUGGGUAGGCCGGACUAAAAAGAAAAAAAUCCAUGUUAUCAGUACAUUGAAGAGACCAGUACCCCUGGAACAUUUCUUGUAUACUGGAAACAGCAAUAAGACGAGCAAUGAAUUGUUUCUUUUACUGGAUCACAAUAGAAAUUUUCAAACCACUGGUUAUACAAAAGCAAUCGAUGCUAAGAAGGAAAGAACAAGCAAACAUCAGAAAUCAUUUGGGGCAAAAAGUGGAAAAGGAGCAACCCCUGGAUCAGACAAGGGUGUAUGGUUGUCGAUUGUUGAACGUCUACGGAAGAAAGAACAAUUACCAGUUGUUGCAUUCACUUUUUCUCGGAAAAGAUGCGACGACAAUGCAUCUAUGCUUACAUCGCUUGAUUUAACAUCUUCUGCAGAGAAAAGUGAAAUUCACAUAUUUUUUAAUAAAUGUGUACAGAAAUUAAAAGGUAGCGACAGGAAGCUACCUCAGGUUACUCAUAUGUCUGGAUUACUACAGCGUGGUAUAGGAGUUCAUCACAGUGGAAUUUUACCUAUUCUAAAAGAAGUUAUUGAGAUGCUUUUCACAAGGGGACUAGUUAAACUUUUAUUUGCAACUGAAACUUUUGCAAUGGGAGUGAAUAUGCCUGCUCGUACUGUUGUUUUUGAUAGUAUUAGGAAGCACGAUGGAACUUGUAUGAGAGAAUUGCAUGCUGGUGAGUAUAUUCAAAUGGCAGGCAGGGCUGGUAGACGCGGCAAAGACACAACAGGAACUGUUAUAAUAUUAUGCAAGGGUGAUGUACCCGAGAUAUCUGAUCUUCAUAAGAUGAUGUUGGGUCGUCCGACUAAGCUCGAAUCUCAAUUUCGUCUUACAUAUGGAAUGAUUCUCAACCUACUCAGAGUUGAGGAAUUAAGAGUGCAAGAUAUGAUGAAAAGAAGUUUUGCGGAAUUUCAUUCCAGAAAAGAUUCAAAGGAGCAAGAAAAAAGACUGAAAGAACUUAUUUCAAUCAUUAAAAGCAAGCAAGAGAUAGCUGAUGUUAUCAAGGAAACGGACUUUGGUGAAUAUUAUGACAGUUGUAUAGAAUUACUAGAACUCCGUGAGCGUCUACAAAAUGAAUUAUUUUUGUCUUCUGCUGGAUUGAAAAAUCUUCAACCAGGAAGAGUGCUUGUACUAGAUACUGAAAAAUAUAAGCAACAUUUGGCUGUUUCGUUGAAGAUUGAUACCUCGGGUAAAGACAAAAAGUUUUUGGUUCUUGUACUUUGUGAAAAAUCUGAAAUUGAAAAAGAAGAUACUGGCGAACAUAAAUUAUCACCACAAUCUAUUUUACGAAAAUCAUUGUUUCGACCGGAAAUUUCCGUAGGACAGGAAAUUGUGACAAUUUAUGCCGAAGAUAUCUCUUAUCUAACAACAUGUAAGCUUGAUAUCAAAGCUGAUAGAAUAAUUGAUGAUUAUACGAAGAGACAAAUACCUAGAUUUAGAGAUGAUCCACCAAGCCAAUCUACCAGUGUUGCCACUCAAGAACUUCUACGAUUAAUUGAAAACAAUCCUAACGGAUUGUCAUCACUCGAUCCAAGAAGAGAUUUUGAUAUAAAAAGACUUGAACUUGUGGAAGAUUUGAGCAGAAUCGAAUACUUGGAAAACAUGAUUCAAACUGGUUUUAGUUGUGUAGAUAGUGGAAGAUUCAACUCAAUUCUUUCUGAAGUAGAAGAAUAUAUGAAAGUUAAGAAAGAACUCGACAAUUUAAAAUAUCUGUUGUCAGAUGAAAGUCUUCAUUUAUUGCCCGAAUAUCAGGACAGAGUACAGGUUCUUAAGGAACUCCGAUACAUUGAUGAGAGAGAAGCUGUUCAAUUAAAAGGUCGAGUUGCGUGUGAAAUUUCAAGUCAUGAGCUCGUACUGACUGAACUUGUAUUUGAGAACGUUCUUUCCCCAUUGGAACCAGAAGAAAUUGUUGCACUGCUCUCAAGUGCUGUAUUCCAAAAAAAAAUGAACUCAUUUGAAAUUGUUGUACCUCCUUGUCUUGAAAAAGGGAUGAAUAAAAUAAUACAAAUUGCUACUGAAAUUGGAGAAGUUCAACGACAUUGUGGUAUUCGUCAACCUACAGAAGAUUUUGUUUCUGAACUUAAAUUUGGUUUAACAUUGGUCGUUUAUGAGUGGGCAAAAGGGACUUCAUUCCAAGAAAUUACAAACUUCACAGAAGUACAAGAAGGUGUUAUUGUGCGCACAAUUCAAAGACUGAAUGAAACAUGUAGAGAUAUUAGGAAUGCAGCUCGGGUUAUUGGCGAUCCAGGUUUAUAUCAAAAAAUGGAAAAAUGUUCAGAGUUGAUUAAGCGAGAUAUUGUAUUUGCUGCCAGUUUGUACACACAAUGAAUCUGAUGAUUUGAAAUGGAGUUGUCACAGCUACGAAAUGAUCAUGAUAUGAUGUAGUAUUGUGGUUUUUGUUGCAAUCCAGAGAAAUCAUUCUGUCAAAUUCUAUUUUUCCUUUCUAUGUAUAUUUAUUACCUUAUCUAGAAUAAUAGUAAAUAAAUAAAUACCAAAAUAG